CUGCCCUUCAAUUUCGUGUUAUUUCGUGAACUUGGCUAUUGACUGUUCUCUUGUUUUGGUGAAAUACCAGUUACCAGAUACCACUAUACCAGUCAAGUUUUACAUUAGCAAUUUGCAAAGCAUUUUUUAGUAUUGUUAUAAUAGUGACUAUACCACCUACUAAAAUUGUGAACAAAGCAAUAGCUUUAAAUACCAAGUUUUGCCACCAUAGAAGUAUAUAAAUUUCGAACAAAAUCCAACGGAAAUGGCCCGUACAAAGGAAGGAUGCAUGAUAAUCCUAGAUGUUGGAAAAAGUACAACAAUCAAAAGCGGCCACCACGACCAGACGUUUUACGACAGAGCCAAGCAGUGUGUUUCUAAAAUCAUUCAAAGAAAAAUUUUUAGUAAACCUCAAGACGAAGUAGGAUUGGUCCUGAUGGGUACUAAUGAAACCAACAAUCAGCUGAACAUCGAAUACGGCGGGUAUGAGCACAUUUCUGAAGCCUUUGAGCUAGGACCCGCUAACUGGCACAUGCUGAAGAUCAUGGAAAAGCAAAUCACACCAUCAAGUGUAGAUGCCGGUUGGUUUGACUCGCUGGUAGUUGCGAUGAAUUUUUUAAAAACCUGUGCUCAAGCCAAAAAAUUUGCGUCACUAAAAAUUAUCCUGAUAUCGACUCUAGCUUCUACGUCUGAUCAUGAUUUAGAUCAGGUCGAAGUGGUAGUUUCUAAAUUAACUGCAAUGCCCUGCGAAUUGAACGUUAUCAACGAUAAUGUUGAGCUUAGUGAUAACCCCGAUGCCGAUGAUGAUGUAAUGUUUGAUACAUUGGGCAUUUUCAGUCAGCGACAGGUGCAAAAUAAGGAACAACACGCUAAUGAGAAGUUGCUGGCUGAUAUUGUAUCGCAAUCGAACGGGGCUCUAUGUAACAUUGACUCAGCUGAAUUGCUGUUGGUAUAUUUCGAAAAGAAAACUACCAGAGCGGCUCCAUGGAACAGUUCAUUGACUAUUGGGACAAGCAUUGAAAUCAGUAUUUCCGCUUAUUUGGCUAUCAGCGAAGACAAAGGUUUACCAUCUUUCAAGACGGAAAGUUCUGAUCCGAACGCCAUAGUCAAGCUCAAAACCGAGUAUUUCAAGGAUGGUAAACCGUAUGAGGUUGACUUCGAAAAUCUAAUCAAAGGGUACAUGUACGGUUCUACCGUUGUUCCUUAUGAUAGCCAAAUGGAUAUUGAUUACAAAUCCGGCGAGCAGCGAUUAUCGUGUUUGGGUUUUACAGCAGCAGGAAAUAUUUUGGAGGAAUAUUUUUGCGGCACAGGAACUUACGUUGUUGUAGCAAGAAAGGAUUGUGCUGCUUCUGAAACAAAGUUGACUGCUUUGAUAAAGGCCAUGCACGAGCAAGAUUUAGUAAUGAUCGCAACUAGGGUGUAUAGACGAGAUACUCGUCCAAAAAUUAAUGCAUUGAUGCCAGCGUACCGGAAGCGAUAUCCCUGUUUGGUUAUGUUAGAACUAUGCUUUCAAGAGGAAUUGGCUCUGAUAAAAUUUCCCCCGCUACUCUCCAAUAAGUUUAAACCCACCGAAGCGCAGUACGAAGUCAUUGACAAGUUGAUCGAUUCUAUGGAUCUGAUGGAUGCAUUAGACGAUGAAACAGGCUCUAAGGAAGCAUUUGCUUUGAACAAAACGCUCAAUCCAGUCCAUCAGCAUAUGAACAGAUCGGUAGCGCAUCGCGCUCUGUACCCAAAUACCCCUCUUCCGACAAUGGAUCAAGAGCUGAAAAGUCUUGUGGAUGUGCCGCCCAAAAUACGAGAAAGGUCUAAGGAAAUUUUAGAGGAAGUAAGAAAUUUAUUCCCCUUGAAGGAAAAGAAGAUUAACGUCCGUACCAAAUGGCUACAGCGGGCAUCUAAGAUUAAUAUUCAAAGUGAUGCUAUUGCGUCCAGUUCAUCGCAACAAAAUCAAAUCACGGAUGAGGAAGAGCUUGACGAUCAGCGAAUACUUGUUGAAGUGGGUACUGUAUCACCGGCUGAAGAUUUCGCUUUGCUUUUAAAACGUGGGGAGAAGUUUGCUACGGUGUGCGUACAAAUUCAGAACGUCAUUACCGAUCUAGUUUUUAAAUCCAUGACGAUUCCGCACGAAAAAGUCGCCAUGGCCAUCAUGAUGUACCGCGAAGAAGCGAAACUUCUCGGUCCCUACCGGUACAAUGAUUGGAUCGGAGAAUUCAAGAAAAGUCUACUGGCUCGCAACAAGCAGGAAUUCUGGGAACAGGUGGUGGUCAAGGAACGAUUUGGAUUGAUUAGUUCAGAGGAAAGUGAAAUGAGUACGGUUUCCGCAGAAGAAGUGGAGAAGUUUUAUAGUGCGGCAGUGACAAGUCGGGUCGGCACGGAGGAAAACAAUGCCGAUUACGUUGAUGCCGACGAUUUGUUUGCUAAUAUGUAAGAAAAUAUUUUGUGUGAAAUGUUUCGAAUAAUUUGUAAAUAUCUGUCAGUUAACUAUUUUUGAUUAAAAUUCUGAAAAAUUAAAUAAGAAGCUGGAAAGGUAGGUUUACUUGUGGGUUAACUUACAUAUAAAUUUCUACGAUUUAAUUGUAAAGUCGGUGUAAUGAAAAC
Messenger RNA from Sabethes cyaneus, 2574 nucleotides. RefSeq names its product X-ray repair cross-complementing protein 5-like. The coding region runs from base 245 to 2404 and encodes 719 amino acids. Gene Ontology annotation, molecular function: telomeric repeat DNA binding; double-stranded DNA binding; damaged DNA binding. Gene Ontology annotation, biological process: double-strand break repair via nonhomologous end joining; cellular response to gamma radiation; telomere maintenance. Gene Ontology annotation, cellular component: Ku70:Ku80 complex; nucleus. NCBI's taxonomy places the organism in Eukaryota, Metazoa, Arthropoda, Insecta, Diptera, Culicidae. The record is from RefSeq and is a predicted model, not a curated record. The transcript is spliced from 5 exons.